UUUACGACUAGUUUGGGCCCAUGUGUCCGGAAGCAGCCUCGGCUUCCUCUGCCUGUGUUUUGUGACGAUAAAAGCUUCGUAGAAGAAGCGCCGGAGUUGUGGGAACUUCUGUCCCGGCUGCUGUGACCGUGGGGGGCAGGCAGGGAGAGCCGGUGGACCACCGGCGAGCUGAAACAUGGGCCUCGUGACGAGGAUACGAAAGGAGUGGUUCAUCGUCGGGAUCGUGCUGGUCAUCUUAUCGGCCAAGCUGCAGCCCAGCAUCGGAGUGAAAGGAGGUCCUUUAAAACCGGAGGUCACCGUAGCGUACAUCGCCGUCUCGCUCAUCUUCUUCAACAGCGGCCUGUCGCUAAAAACGGAGGAGCUGACCAGUGCGCUGCUUCACGUGCGGCUCCACCUCUUUGUUCAGUCCUUCACCCUCAUCUUCUUCCCACUCGCCGUUUGGCUGCUGCUCAAGGUGCUCUCACUGACCGCCAUCGACCAAUGGCUGCUCAGAGGGUUACAGACGGUGAGCUGCAUGCCCCCUCCGGUCUCUUCCGCCGUUAUUCUCACCAAGGCUGUCGGAGGCAACGAGGCCGCCGCCAUCUUCAACUCUGCUUUUGGAAGCUUCUUGGGAAUCGUCGUCACUCCUCUGCUGCUGCUGCUCUUUCUCGGCUCCUCGUCCUCCGUUCCCUUCUCCUCCAUCUUCUCUCAGCUCUUCAUGACGGUGGUGGUGCCUCUGAUCCUGGGUCAGGUGUGUCGCGGUUUCCUCAGGGAGUUUCUGGAAAGGCAAAAGCCCCCGUUCGGCGCCAUCAGCAGCGCCGUCCUCCUCAUGAUCAUCUACACCACCUUCUGCGAAACCUUCAGUAACCCCAGCAUCGAGCUGGACCCCACCAGCCUGCUGCUGGUCGGCCUUAUCAUUUUCUCCAUCCAGAUCAGCUUCAUGCUGCUCACAUUUGCCUUUUCCACCAGGCCAGGCUCCAGGUUCAGCCCCGCGGACACCGUCGCCAUCAUGUUCUGCUCCACACACAAGUCUCUAACCCUGGGUAUCCCCAUGUUGAAGAUCGUGUUUGAGGGCUAUGAGCACCUGUCUCUGAUCUCAGUCCCUCUCCUGAUCUACCAUCCGGCUCAGAUCCUGCUCGGCUCCGUCCUCGUGCCGACCAUCCGCAGCUGGAUGACCAGCCGGCAGAAGUCUAGUCUGUUGUUGCGAUAAGGCUGCGUGCCAACACUUCUGUCUGACCCGAGCGGUGAAGCUGUCAGCGCUGCAGCCCAUCUGACAUGAAAUGUUGGCUUUUGUGAAGUUACUGGUGUCUCAUACAAAAGGGAACUAUGGUGGAGGAUUGCAGUGGUCACACGUGCCUUAUUGCUACCAAUCAACGAAGACCUCAGCCUAGCGGACAGAACGAGAGGAACCGCCUCAGUUCUUGUCUUUCUAUGAUGAGGAAGGACUCCUCUUUCCAGCACAUAUAUUGUUUUAUAUUAAACUAAGUGCGAGUUCUAUUUUUAUAUGGAUUUUGGAGCCAGAAGGAUGAAGUUAUUUGGACCAGUCUUUUCUCUUUUCUGCUGUUUUCAACAUUUUUCUACCUUCCCACUAGCGGUCGCUGCCUGCGUCAGUGUUUGUUACAUGGACUAUCUGGAUUAUCUGAUACUUAAUAUACUGUAUUGUAACAGCCAAUUGGAUUUUGGACACUUUCUAAAAUGCCGUUUGUCUUACAAGUAGUUUUUUGGUGGCAUUUAGUUGAGUGGAGGAUGUUAGUACAUUAAUACUGGAGUAGUGAGUCCAAGUUUACAGGUCAAAUUUUUUUGUUAAUGACUUGGUUCACUUGUUUCUAUAUGGCUGUCUCAGUUUAAUUCCUGGCCUGCUUCCCUCAGAUUCUAACCAAAUCUGUCACCCAUAAGGGCAUUUAUGUCUCGGACCAAUAAGGAGAGCUUUGGGCUCUCAGUAAGGAUCCUGUUAAAUGGUAACAAAGCACAAAAGAAGCAGGAAUGGGUAAAGCUGAUAUUAUUGUUUGGUAUGAGAUACCUGCCAGUCUGUUGUUAUUGGCAUUUAAUAUUGCAAAAUUUAAAAAAGUAAAGAGAUGGGGGGACAAUUUUCUUACAAUGUCUUAACAUGGCAGAUUUUUUCCUGGGGGGCACUCUGCAACGUUCCACAAACAAUCGGAGCAGGCAGGACGUGAACAAGUAAAUAAAUCACCAGAUAUAAGAAAUGUUAAAGUGAAAGCAGAAUAUCAGAGUUUUAAACCACCAAAUAUCAGUCUCAGAAAUCCUGCAUCACUCAAGCUCUAGAAUAAAGAUCUAAAUAAACCUCUGAACAUAGCUGUAGAAUAUGGUAUUAUCUAAGGAAAUAAUAUAGUUGAUUGUAUAUCACACCAACCAAAGUCUACAGUAAACACGUAAAUGUUUUUUGGGAGGAAAAAUCUAGAACUCCAGAGUCUUAGAGUCCCUCCACACUCGAGGCUGCUGGGCUCCAGAGCUGCAACUUUAAAAUACAAUAAUAGAUUUCAGACCUCUAGAAUCUAGAUUUGCAUAACAAAAUUUUGUGACAUGAGGUCUGGAGCUGCUUCACCUUAUUCAGAGGUAUGACAGCGAAUGAGUUAUCUCAUUAGAACAGCAGCACAUGAUCUUCACUGAAACGUUGUUCUAGUCCAUCUCGUUCUGUGGACCAAACUGAAAUGCACACCAGUGAGGAGAAAGGGUGGGAAUUUGCUCAGGGGAACUUUGGUAGUAUUUUUCUAUUUUGUUCUUUGCUCUAACGACUUCACCUUACAUCCUUCUGGUAAAUUAUGACAACUCUGACUUCCAUUUUUCUUUAAGGGCUUUCACACUACGUAAUAGCACAACUCCAUCAAGCCUCAGAGGACACACUGGAGGGCCUUACAGUAGCUCUGUGCACAGCUAACUCUGUAUCUGUUGUAGCUUAAAGUAGUGCUAGCAUGUUAAAAUGACCGUCACUAUCCUUUCUAACACUGAAUUACAGAUAGCAGCAUCAUGAGGUUUUAAUCCUACUCUGCUUUGUUGGUACGUCACUACAGAUGCCCGUUGGUUUUCACCACCAUGCUGCUCAACCAGUCAAACCAGUAGUGAGCAGAUUGUAUUCAGCUUCAGUCCCACAUUACAGUAUUUUUUUUAGUCUGUAGUCGUCAUGUGUACCUAACCUUACACUGGAAAAAGAAGAAACCACACAUUGUCCAUCCUUUGAACUUAUUUCUAUAUCCAGGAGACUCCUGUUACUUCUGGCUCACAUUAUCACCAAACAUCGCCUGUGGAGUCGCAAUAACAACAUUAAUGGGAAAUAUCCUACAAUGAAUUACAGCAUGGUGUUUCUGUCUUAUAGUAUUAAAGUGAAUUGAAGUGAUGGACCAAAAACCUGCAAUACCUAUUUUUAAACCACUUGAGAACAGUACAAGCAACUUGUAAAGUUGUUUUCACAAAAGUGACACAAUCCAAGUCGGUGUCAUUAAAAUUUCUAAGCAAAGUGUUGCUUGAUUUAACAGCAGACACCAAUAUUCAGUUGGAGUGGAGCUCAUGUCCGCCAUGUGACGCCAAGUUCUUCUCUUGCUUUGGUCUUCUCCACCUAUGAAACCUUAAUUACACAAAUAAAAACAAAACAAAAACAGAUUGCAAAGUUGACAUUUCAAAGUAUUAGCUCAGAUGUUUGAAAGUUGAAGUUAGAAAGUCAAAACUUUGAACUACGGAUGGCUUUUUUUUUUCUUUUUCCAGUAGCAGAAAUUAGCUUUUGUAUCCACCUAAGACUGUAAAGCCUCCAGUCUCCUUUCACAUGAUUGUUGCCCUUUCAAAAAGAUGUUAACAUAGUGUUGAAAAUACUGUAUGAACAUUUUGGCGUCUCUGACGGAGAAUGUCACCACAUUCACUUCAAUUCUGAAGCCUUUACAGCACAAAUGUCAUUUCUUAUGUCGUCCAGCUUACAGUGAGUCUGUUCAGUCUAUUUGCAGUGUGGUUGUUUUGUCAUUGUAAUUUAUUGUGGGGAGAAAACAAUGAGUGGGACAUGUAUGUGUCUGAUUUUGUUUGUUUUAUUAAAGAAGUUUUGGAAAUUAAA
Messenger RNA from Pundamilia nyererei, 4033 nucleotides. It is a transcript of the gene slc10a7, whose product is annotated as solute carrier family 10 member 7. Bases 176 to 1189 code for a protein of 337 amino acids. Gene Ontology annotation, cellular component: plasma membrane. The transcript has 13 exons. The record is from RefSeq and is a predicted model, not a curated record. Lineage: Eukaryota; Metazoa; Chordata; Actinopteri; Cichliformes; Cichlidae.